AUUGAGGACAUUGUAAACAAACUCGUGAAAGAAAUUUUCGCUUUUUACCUCGUUUUAUAAUUAAAAAAAAACUAUUUUACAAUUGUAAAGUUAACCUUGACUCAACAACUGUUAAUUUCAAAUACCUUUACUUCAUAGUCGUGAAUUGUUGCUUCCUCCGGCAGAGCCGAUUUAAGAUUAGUGAUAAUGAAAUCUCAAAAUACAUAAGUCCACUAUCAGUCUUGAUUAUUAACGAGGCACUCCAUUUUAUUUUGGUCUUGUUUCGAUCUGGACGUGAUCAAAGUCGGUGAAGAUGAAGAAAGUUUUCAAGCUUUGUACUCACACUCGGAGUUUUAACACCGAAGAUCUUUUGUUAAGUGCAAAGGAACACAGCGAUCUGAAGUUGAAAGACAUUGUGGAGAUAUACGAUCCCGACGAUGAUGGCGUCCAUCUACUUCUGCAGGUUACUUAUUUCACUGAAGAUGUUGUAAUGAGCCGCGAAACUAUCAGCGUUGAAGCGAAUAUUGCUGUGGCGUUCAAUCUUAAGCCUUACAAAAAUGUCUACAUGCGGAAAGUGGAUAUGUCGGAAGUUGCGUUGGAUUCAGUGGAGAUAACAUUCAAGGAUCAGUAUAUGGGUCGAUCGGAAAUGUGGCGACUGAAAACAUAUUUGACCAACACCUGUGUGUAUUUAAACAAAAAGAUAGAAUACUGUGAAAGCUGUAUCCGAUGUCAGGUGUACGAGAUGUGGUCCCAGGGAGAUCGUGUAGCCUGCGGAGUUAUUACCGAGGAUACCAAAGUGGUUUUUCGAAGCAACACGUCGAUGGUAUAUUUAUUUAUUCAGAUGUCCUCUGAGAUGUGGGAUUUCGACAUCUAUGGAGAUUUGUACUUCGAAAAGGCCGUCAACGGAUUUCUAGCAGAUCUGUAUACCAAAUGGAAGAAGCUUGGAAGUAAUCACGAAGUAACGAUUGUAAUGUUUUCGAGGACAUUUUAUGCAGCUAAGAGUCUUGAGGAAUUUCCGUUACAUAUGCGAGAGUGUCUUCAGAUGGAUUACAAAGGGCGUUUCUAUGAAGAUUUCUAUCGUGUUGCAAUUCAGAAUGAACGAUGUGAUGACUGGAGUUCUACUUUGGUUCAACUACGUCGUUUAUUCACUGGAUACCGUGAUAUUGUUCUGAAGUAUCACGAACGACCCGAUUUGAUGGAUAAAAUACCUACUGCAACAAAUUCCACAGCUGCUCAAGGAAACUUUUUGGAAGUUUUGAAUAUUUCGUUAAAUGUUUUCGAAAAACAUUACCUGGAUCGCAGUUUUGAUCGCACUGGACAGUUGUCUGUAGUAAUCACCCCAGGUGUCGGUGUGUUUGAAGUAGACCGAGAACUUACGAAUAUAACAAAACAACGAAUUAUCGAUAACGGAGUUGGUAGUGAUUUGGUUUGUGUAGGCGAACAACCACUUCAUGCCGUCCCAUUGCUCAAAUUCCAUAACAAAGAUUCGCUUACAUCGAUAGACGAUUAUUCCAUGCCUCAUUGGAUAAAUCUCAGCUUCUAUUCGACAAACAAAAAAGUGGCGUAUUCUACGUUCAUCCCACGUAUCAAACCACCUCCAAUGCUGUCCGAAACGGUAGCUGAUGAUAAUUUAAAUGCUUUAAAACUGAAGCUGCCCAAGAAAGAGACUAAAAAUGAGUAUAUUCACAAUUGUCUGUUCGAUUACGACGCAUAUGAUGAUCAGAUUUUCCAAUUACCCUCCGCCCAAGGAACAUGCUCAUUGCAAAGAGUGUCACGAACGAAGAAAACUUCUGUUCCCAGUCUGGAUGGGUUCGGCAUAACGGGCAAUGGUCGGGACUGGGAAAGUCUGACCUUGUCUUCGGACACAAGAAGAAAGAUGUCCGAUCCAGAUAUCCAUCAUAACGUGCAUCACAUUCUGGACAUGAAUCUUACUUCGCACAAUAGCUCACCGAGUGCUACAGCAGGGACCGGUAUAUCCGAGAAAACAGCCGAAAGGAAUGGCAACCGCUUCGGUUCCUCGAGUGGCCCCGUCGUGAGGACGGGUAGAGCCUUGAUUAAUCCGUUCGAUCCUUCGCACGUGACCAUAAAACUUACAUCCAAUCGAAGGCGCUGGACACACAUUUUCCCUAAGGGGCCACAGGGCGUUCUUAUUCAGCAACACCAUUAUCAAGCUGUUCCAGCGCCUAAGAAAAAUGUGAAUUAUGCUUUUGAUUUGGACUCUAGUAGUGAAUAUGCGCACACAUCAACAUGCACUCUGGGUCGUGGAAGAUACGGUAGCAAUGCUUCUUUUGAUAGUCGCCUCAACGAUGACGAUUUGAGAUGGAUUUCGGAUAACAAAGUUCUUGUGGCCAAUCGCAGAAAGUCAGGACUUCUUCAUUCUGCUGCAGGGCCAAACGUUACCGUCACACCUUCAAAAAGUUUAACACUACUAUGGGGUGUGACCGGAGAACAGGAAUGGACACCCUCUCUGACAACGGCUGGACGAGUUAUUAUAGGAGUCGAUUGGAAAUCCUUAACUAUUCCGGCCUGCCUACCAAUUACCACCGACUAUUUUCCGGACAAACGAUCAUUGCAUAAUGAUUACGUCGUAUCGGACUAUACGCUUUUGCCGGACGACGUAAACGCUGAGUUUGCUCAGAAUCGAGCAAUUUACAAAAAACCGCUAUCAACGGAGGAGGUUUUCAGGGAGCUCGUUUCCCAACGAUUGGCGCAGGGUUUCCAGCUCAUAGUUUUACCCGAUAAAAGUAUAACCAAUCCGCAACAGGCACCAUGUUGCGGAGGACAGCUGCAAACUUCUUUUCAAUUGAGUGUUUUGAGAAUACGACCUCCGCAGGAACAAUCACAGGAAUAUUUACUAUCCAUAGGGAGGAUUUUUCACAAAAUCACUUUAAGUGGUUCGGUUAUAACCGUAACCCGGUUCAGACCGAGGCAUCCAUAUCCACCGAUCAAUGUAGACUAUCGUUAUCGAUUUCACGCUCCUCAGCAUGAUACGUAUGAGGUGUCUGGUGUAAAUUUCACCACCGAAAAGCUGGAAAACUUUAACUGGAAUUAUAUGGACCAGUAUAUUUGUACCCGAGGCGAUACCGAUUUUCAGCUGCAUGAGAACAUGAAGUACUGGCGAUAUCGUAUGUAUCUUUUACCGAAGGAUGAUCCCUCGAUGAAGAGGAUUUUGGACGGUUCUGUAAAGCAUUGUGAUAUCUAUACCGAGGGCAAAACACUACAAAUCGAAAAACAUACAUGCGACGAAUUUGUUCGGUUUGUGGAAUCCCACCUGAACAAAAUAAAAAAAGCAGCGACGAAGAAGCUAAGGGGAAGUCCGCUUCAAUCUCAUCUGACCAGAAGGCGACACAGCACGAGCAUUAUCUCCAGACCUCCACCUAACCAGUAUGGAGUUCCCAAUAAAUUGUAUUAUAUUGGUAAUGGCUAUGGUUUUAGUGCUAACUGUUUGUUUCAAGACCGCAAUCAUAUCGAUAACGGGUCCAGCAUACUUACCCGCUCAAGUUCAAAAGUGCUGGACAAGGCCAACAUCCAGGCGGCAGCAGCAGCAGCCGCAGCAGGAGCAAAUCAUCACAUGAACACGGUUGGGGGCAAAACCACGGUCGAUGGAAUACCGUUAUCCACCUUGAACUCGGCAACGGAACAAGGCCUGCCGGAGGACAGCGAUGAUUUCUGUACCGAGAGCAGCAAACUCAAGCAAACGGCCACGCUGCAGGAAAUUUUCGAUGCAUUCAAAAAUCCCACCCACGGAGUCGGAUUUCUGGGCCCGGCUCAGAGUUUGCCGUCGUGUACGUUUGUGGCCUACGAUGCCAUCCAUUGGUUGCAGAAUCGCAUCGAGGGGCCCUGCAAUCCGUUGGAAAUCUUGGAAGAUAUGCGGAAGGCUCGUAUGAUCUGUCAUGCCUCUGGGGAAUUUUCCAAACCUGUCGUGGCCGGAUUUUACCUGUACUACAUCAUGAUGCAGGAUAAGGAGUCGCGCGAGUACACUCCUCCACUAGGUGAUCUGGAGGCAUUCGAGAAUGAGUGGAUGGAGGUGGCGAUGCAACUGCCCGAAUUCGUUCGACCCAUCGAUCCGAUUGAUGUGGGAGUACCGGCUUUCCUUAGGGAGACCAUAGAUUUCGGUGAAGAGUUUUUCGACGGUUCCCUUUACAAGCAGACCCACCUAGAUAUCGAUACGAACAACAAGUCUGAUAGGACUGAGUGGGGUCAUGCUCGGUAUCACCAAAAGAUGAUUCCUGGACACGCAUAUGAAAUAGUCGUUCAAUGGAUUACUGCUUCGGGACCCAUAGUUAGCGAUCUGAUCAGUGGAUGGUCUCGUCGGGCUCAAAGUUGUGGCUUUCAGCUGGUUUCCAUACCGGCCGAUCCGUUGGCUGAGCCUUUUACGGAAAAAAGUGAUCCUUUGCGAGGACCCAUAUUCAUUCCACUUGAUAUUGAGUGCCUGAAACAAGAUCGAAGCUUUUUGUUUGAAGAAUUUAGGAAAGAGACUUGGCCCAAAAGAAUGCUUCUGUUUUUGGAAGCAAUUGUAUCUAGGUUUGGUUUCAUGAGAUGUGCAGUGGAAACUAAGACCGGUUCCAAUCAGGCUUCCCUCGACUAUCAGUACGUUCAUUGCACGGGGAACAUGUUCAUCUUAGUUCCGAACCCUAACCAUGGUUUGAAAUCCCGCCAACGGCUGGCAUCCGGUGGAAAAACCAUGAAAAAACCUACCAAUUUUAUAAAUCGUUACUCGGCGUCGUACGAAUCACAGAUGGGGAAUAACAUGUCUGCUGCCGCUCACGAAGCCUACAUCACGCGACAUGUUACCGGGAGCAAAAACAAGGAAGAUUGUGAUAUGAUACGGAGAACCGGGUUCCUUUGGUCCUGGAACCAUAUGAUUCCGAACAAAAAGUGGAAAUCGCUGGUUAUCUCGCAGAGCGAUGAUCUUUUCCAGCUGCGCAUGCUGCGAGACUUCAAGGACUUUUGCUCGAACCAAGAUCAACGAUUGGUUAACUUUUGGGAGGAGUGCUGGGAGGCCAAAGAAAAGUCAUCGAUGGAAAGAACCUAGACCGGGGAACAUGGGUGGUGAUAUUCUUGGUGAAAAAAAAAACACCGGCGUUUUCAUUACGUUCGAAUUUUAUUCAUCGGAAUCGAAGUCACUUGUUUAUAUGUACAAAAUACCAUUAAAAGUGCCGUUAGUUUUUUUAGUAAAAUUCGUUGCUAAGUUCUCAUUUUCUAGUAAAAUAAAAUAUUUAUAUAAAGCUACGAGAUGUAU
Uranotaenia lowii is the source of this 5221-nucleotide messenger RNA. RefSeq names its product GATOR complex protein Iml1 (gene Iml1). Gene Ontology annotation, cellular component: lysosomal membrane; GATOR1 complex. The coding region runs from base 293 to 5014 and encodes 1573 amino acids. Gene Ontology annotation, molecular function: GTPase activator activity. Gene Ontology annotation, biological process: cellular response to amino acid starvation; positive regulation of autophagy; negative regulation of TORC1 signaling. Lineage: Eukaryota; Metazoa; Arthropoda; Insecta; Diptera; Culicidae. The record is from RefSeq and is a predicted model, not a curated record. The transcript is spliced from 14 exons.